This is a messenger RNA of Gasterosteus aculeatus aculeatus (three-spined stickleback), 1613 nucleotides long. The record is from RefSeq and is a predicted model, not a curated record. Lineage: Eukaryota; Metazoa; Chordata; Actinopteri; Perciformes; Gasterosteidae.
UGGCGGAAAAACAAAGCUAAUGCUAAAAUGAAACGCAUUUGUGUAAUAGACUCGCAAUUCAGUAUCUUAUCAAGUGGAAAUGCCCCCUCUGCACCGAGAGACAUCGCCACCCCAUCUCAGUUUGUCAGACAAAACAUUCAGGAAAGUUAAUGUUACAGUGAAGUGACCAACCAACUGUAUCUGACAACGAACAUCAACGUUAGCUAACGCUAAUUCACCACUAGCUGCCCGGACGUCUCAACGGUUCAUCAUGUGGGGGGAAAUCGAUCCUCCGGCUAGAACCCGACCGAGCUCGUCCGAGAGUGAAGACGGGGGCGACUUGCCAGAAGAACCCGUGACACUGUCCCACAUAUGUGCUUUCCAACGCCCCGCGGAGGCUCCGCAGCCACGACAAGACCCCCAGUACGUGAGCCAGGCCGAGUCGAUCUGCGUGAAUGCCAUGGUGGACGCCAUAGCCGCCAGUGGGAUCCUGGUGAAGAGCCAGCAGAAGGGGGAGGCCGAGCUGACCCUGGAGGAGCGGCGAGAGGAGCUGCUGCACCAGUACAGCAGCAGGCCGCUGGUGUUCCUGGAGAGGUACCAUACCUGCCUCAAGCCCAGGAACCUGUCAGCGUUCGCCCACGUCCUUUCCGACCCGCGGGUUCUUCACUACAGCGAUGUGAUACAGAGACGGGCUGCAGCGUGCAGCAACAGGACGCGGGUUCGAAACCAGCGCUACGCCGCCCUCAGGGCCCUGCAGAGGGAGGGGGAAUAUUUCAGUGAGGAGCAGAUGAGAAUCAGGGAGCCGCUGUUGUAUGAACAAUAUAUUGGCCAGUACCUGACUGACGAGGAGGUGCUGGAACGCUCCCAGGAGGCCAUGCAGGGCGAUGCGCAGGGGGGACCAGGGGCACCAGCGGGAGGCGCAGGAGGGCUCGCCCACCUCCUCCUCAAUUCCUACCAGGAGCGUCUCAUCCAGAAUCGCCUGCAGGAGGAGCAGGAGAGAGAGGAUGGAGCGCGUGAGGAGGAGGAGGACGACGACGAUGGUUAUUCUGUCCAGCAGAAGCAAUGGGCUCCCACCCCAGAGGAGAAGGCACUGUUCAGGGAGGAGUUCAUCAGCCAGAUGCACCAGCGCUUCCUAGAUGGCAAAGACAAGGAUUUCAACUACAGUGAGGUGGACGAGAACCCUGACUUCGACAACUUGGACAUAGUCAGCAGAGAUGCAGAGGAUAAAUAUUUUGAUGAAGAUGAAGAGGAGGAGGAGGAGAUGGAAAAUGAUGGAGACAAUAUGACAGAAUAGGCUCCUCGCUCGUUGGAUUUCACUUGGUUCAAAACAACUUUUAGGUUUGUUAAGGAAUGCACUAUACAACCCCAAACUGCCAUAAAAUGUGCGAUACUCACAUUGUGCGCCAUGUGUGGGCUACGGUCAGUCUUCAAAUGCCUCCACAAUGUAUGGAGGGAACCUUGCAACUUGACAUCCAGCAGAGGUCACAGGCCGUCGUUACUGAACCCUGAUCUAAAUCAUCCAACAUGCCGUGCCUAUUUGUUUAUUUUUGCUUUCCCUUGUAGCUGCUUAUGAAGUUCCCACCAGAGGGCAUCACCUCACGUUAACAACAAUCAAUAAUAAAUAGAUGAAUACA